UAUAGUGUCAGUGAGAAACAGCUCAAUAUAAAAGUCCUUUUUUUAAACUAUAAAUCUCUACUUUCACUUUCACAUUCUUUUAUUUUGAAAAUGAAAGUAGAGAUUUAUAGUAUAAAAGCACUUAAUUAUUGGUCUGUUUCUCGCCCACACCUAUCAUAUCACUUCUGAAGACAUGGAUGUAUCUGAGUCUUAUGGAUUACUUUUAUGUGGCCUUUGUGUGAUUUUUGGAGCUUCAAAGGUAUGGUCACCAUUCACUUGCAUUGCAAGGACCAACUGAGCUGAAAUUUUAUUCUAAAAAUCUUUUUAGAAAAUCUUGUUUAUGUUCAGCAGAAAAAAGAAAGUCAUACAAAUCUGGGAUGGCAUGAGGAUGAGUAAAUGAUGAGAGAUUUCUCAUUCAGGGUGAACUAUCCUUUUAAGGAGUACACUAAGACAUAGAUAGUCUCAAAGCUCACAGACAGACUAAAUGCCAAAAAAACCCAAUUUUUAUUUAUUGGGCUCUUUAAAGGGCACCAUUAAACUAAGCAAAAUUCCCCCAGAAUGUCAUAACUGAUUACCUAACUCCUUUAAGCAAUUAUUUUGGCAUCUCUUCUUACAGUAUGUUCAGACAUUAUCUGUAUUGGUUAGUCUGUGAAAACUUGUCUUUCCUGCUCCUGGUCUGUCCUGGACCAGUUGUUGACAGUUAUGACAAGCAAUAGUAAAUGCCUGCAAAUGAAUUUUUUUGGUUUUGUUUUACUGUAUAUAGCACCAGUGAGGUUAACAGUAAAUGUUUAAGCCCAUGGUACUGUUCUGUAGAUUCUAGUUGAUUACAUAUCAUCAUAUUUUUAAUGUAUGCAGGUCUAAGCUGCUGAACUCUCCAAGGGCAUCAAGUUUAACAGAAAUAUGUGGAUGGUUGUGCUUACAUUUAUAAUUAAUCGUCUGGGUUUAAGCACUCCACGGUAAAAUCAAGACCAGCUUAAUCUGAGCAUCCCAAACAAUUUUAAUAACAUGAACCCAUCAAGAAAAAACCACAGUAUUACCACAGUAUUUGAUUCAGCCUGGAUUCAGUGGAUAUGUUCACAUGUUGUGCAAUUUCUAAAUAUCCUCAUACAUUUGUAAGGUUUGGCAAGCAGAUCAAGCCAAAUUAUCUGUCAAAUGAAAGUGAAGCAUCACUGACUGAUCCAAUUUCUUUCAACUUUGAAGACUUUGGCACUGAUGAACGAUAUCACAAGAACAACAUACUUGACGCAGCAGUCCAUUCCAAUUCAGCCAUGGAGUGUCAACAGGAGUACAAAUCAAGACUGAAAGCAAAAUAUCAAUGCUUUCACAAUGGCUUGUCCAGUCAUACAUAUCCCACAUUACUGAACGACAUGUACACAGAGCUUUACAUCACUGAGGGGGAAAGUGAGAAUAUCAACAAAGAGCAUGAGGUGAGACAGAUCGAGACUUUAUUGAAGAGACAAACCACAGUCGACAUCCCAGUUAAAUGCAAUGACAUUUUUAAACACUUACCUGAUAACAACAAACCCAUCAAAUGUGUGCUAACAAAGGGAGUCGCUGGCAUUGGGAAAACGGUCUCAGUGCAGAAAUUCAUACUGGACUGGGCUGAGGGAAAAACUAAUCAAUACAUUGAGUCUGUUCACCCACUUCCGUUUCGAGAGUUGAACCUGAUGAAAGGGAGACGGUUCAGCUUGGUCGAACUUCUGCAGCACUUUAAAAUGGAAGCAGUCUUUAAAGAUGUCCAUCAUAAUGUUCUCUUUAUCUUUGAUGGUCUGGAUGAAUGCCGCUUCCCUCUGGAUUUCCAGAAUAAUGAAAAACUGUGCAACCCGACCGUGCCGGCCUCUAUUGACGUUCUUCUGACAAAUCUCAUCAAUAAGACCCUGCUUCCUGGUGCUCUCCUCUGGAUAACAUCUCGACCAGCAGCAGCCAGUCAGAUCCCUCGUGAAUAUAUUGACCUGGUGACUGAAGUUCGAGGGUUUAAUGACCCUCAGAAGGAGGAGUACCUUAACAAGAGAAUUAAUGAUAAACGCCUCUCUGGCCAAAUCAUCACACAUUUGAAGUCAUCAAGAAGUCUGUACAUAAUGUGCCACAUACCAGUUUUCUGUUGGCUCUCAGUUACUGUGCUGGAGAGAAUGUUCAAUGAAGCAGAGGAUGGAGAAAUACCCAAGACGCUCACUCAAAUGUACACACACUUCCUUCUCAACCAAACCAGAGCUAAAAAUAUGAGAUACUCUAAAGAUUACAAGCCAGGUCUAAUGGAUGAAGAUAUGAUUUUGAAGCUAGGUAAACUCGCCUUCCAACAGCUGAAAAAGGGCAAUCUGAUAUUCUACGAGGAAGAUCUAAUGGCUUGUGACAUUGAUGUACAGGAAGCAGUAGUGUACUCUGGAGUGUGCUCACAGAUAUUUAGAGAGGAGUCUGCACUAACCCAGAACAAAGUCUAUUGCUUCGUCCAUCUAAGCAUUCAGGAGUUUUUGGCAGCCAUGUAUGUAUACUUCAUGUUUAAGAUCAACCACUGCAACGUUCUUGAUCAGGAACAACAUGACACAACAGACCUUAAUGAGACCACCUUGUUUGAAUUGCACAAGAGUGCCAUUGACAAAGCCCUACAGAGCGAGAAUGGACACCUGGACCUUUUCCUCCGUUUCCUUCUGGGUGUUUCGUUGGAGUCCAAUCAGAGGCUUCUACAAGGCUUACUACCUCAAGCUGGUAGCAGAGCCUCUCAGAGCAUAGAGGAAACAGUUGAAUAUAUCAAGAAGAUGAUCGAGGAGACUGCCUUGCCAGAAAAGUCCAUCAAUCUGUUCUACUGUCUCAAUGAACUGAACGAACUAUCUUUGGUUAAAGAGGUCCAACGCUUCCUGAAUUCAGGACAUUUUUCUAAACUCAGCCCUGCCCAAUGGUCUGCCCUAGUCUUUGUAUUAUUGACAUCAGAGGAGAAGCUGGAUGUGUUUGACCUAAAGAAGUACAUUAGAUCAGAUGAAGGCCUUACCAGACUGCUGCCAGUGGUGAAAGUUUCAGAGUCUGUUCUAUUGGAUAAUUGUGGACUCUCUAUGAGAUGUUGUAGAGCUCUUGCCUCCACUGUCAGUUACAACUCUUCAAAUGUACGAGUGAUAGAUCUGUGCAGUAACUCCAUUGGGGACAAAGGAUUAGAGCUACUGUCAGCUGGAAUGAAAAAUUCACAGUGUAAAUUAGAGGAACUGAGGCUCUCGUACUGCAGAAUCACAACGCAGGGCUGCUCUGUUCUGGAAUCAGAACUUCUUCCAAACCUUCCAAACCUCAGGGUAUUAGACCUAAGUGAAAACAGUCUGCGAGAAUCAGGAAUUAGGAUCUUGGCCAAUUACCUGAGGAAUCAGCAAUGUACGCUUGAGAUAUUGAGACUCAAGGACUGCAGAGUCACACCUGCAGGCAGCUUUGCAAUUGCCUCAGCUCUGCAGUCCAACCCAUCUCACUUGAGAGAGCUUGACCUGCACUGGAAUAAUCCAGGAGAUAAUGGUGUGGAGAAGCUUUCAGCUGUUUUAGAGCAUCCACUCUCCAAGCUUGAAACCCUUUGGCUGAGUUAUGGUUUGCUCACUGAUAAAUCCUGUGAGGCUUUGGCUUCAGCCCUGAGAUCCAGCUUCUCUACUCUGAAGGCUCUAGACCUGAGCGGUAAUGCAAUACAUGACAAAGGCGUAAAAAUGCUCUCAAAUGGGCUCGGAAGCCAACAUUGCAAAAUAUCGAUUUUGAGAUUGGCAUUGUGUGAGAUCACAGAGGUAGGUGUGGCCGAUUUGGCCUCUGCUCUGGUUUCAAAUCCUGAUCCACUGAGAGAGUUGGACCUGAGACAGAACCACAUAAAAGACGCUGGUGUAACAAGACUCUCUGAAGUGGUUGAGAAUUCCAGCUGUAGGCUAGAGACCCUACGUUUAGGGGACAGUGGCAUCACAAAGAAAGGCUGUGCUGUCCUCGCAGCUGCUUUAAACUCAAACACCUCUAAUCUGAAAGAGCUCGACCUGAGUAAAAAUGACCUCGCAGACACAGGGUUGAAGCUCCUCUCUCCAGUGCUGAGGAACCACAGCAGCAAGAUCAUGAAACUGGAUUUGAGUCAGUGUGCCUUAACUAUGGACUGUUGUGAUUCACUGGCUUCAAUAUUUGGAGAAAAAUCCUCAAGUCUUAGAGAACUGGACCUGGGGGUAAAUAACCUGCAAGAUCUGGGAGUGAAAAUACUUUGUGCUGGAUUGGUAAAUCCACACUGUCAGUUGGAAACUUUGAGGCUGUCUAAUUGUGGUGUCACAGGGGAAGGUUGCACAAUUUUAGCCUCAGCACUGUCGUCUAAUCACUCACUUUUAAGAGAGAUGGACCUAAGUGAAAACAAUCUGACAGACUCAGCCGUGAGACCACUAUCUGUCCUACUGGACAAUCCACAUUGUAAACUAGAGAAAAUUAAUUUGUAUUGAAUAACAGAUCUGUGGAUACCACGGCAUAAUAUUCAAUAUUCAUGAUGUCCAUCUACAUUUGAAAGUGUAGCAGAUUGCUGACAUACCCAACCACUCAUUGAUGUCAGAGACUGCUUUUUUUUUGUUGGUCAUUUAAAUGACAUAUUUGGAUUUAUGAUUUUUAAAGACAGUUUUAUUUGAAGUUAUUAUUUUUUGUAAUUAUUUAUUGUUAUUGCUUUUCCUAUAUUUAUUAGAUACCUAUAUUCUAAACAUAUAUUUUCAUAUAUUUAUUAUACAUGUAUAUUCUGCCAUGACAUAUUCAUAGUCAUACAAAUUCAUGCUCUCAGUUUGAAAUGUAAAAGCUUUAUCUUUUAGACUGUACUGUUAAUGUAAUAGUUGCAUUACUACAUGGAAAUGAAAUACACUACCAGUCAAGAUUUGGGCACAAUAUGGUUUUAAAAGCAUUCCAGGAUAUCUCAUGCAGUUGGUUGAAUAUCUAGAGUUUAGAGCUGUAAUCUAGGCAAAGGUUGGGUACUUUGAAGAACCCAAAGUGUUUAAUGUUUUUGGUCACUAUAGAAUUCUCAUACUUCCAUUUGUGUUAUUUCAUAGUUUUAAUUACUUAUUAAAUAAGUAGAUAAUAAGUAGAUGUGUCCAAACUUUUGAAUGGCAGUGUAGGUCUUCAUGCAUCGAUUUUGAUUUUGAGAGCUAAUCUGUGACAUUAGUGGCAAUUUCAGGAACUGCAAGGAGAAAACGUGAUAAAUUUGCUAAACUCCCAACACACUUCACUUUCUGCUGUUGCAUUUGUAAACAUAUUGAACAUUUUCUCAGUGUUAGUAAUGACUAAACAAAAUGAUACCUCAACAUGUUUCCAUACGUUUCUCAACCUGCUUUUUGAAUGAAAAAGUUUAAUGUAUGUUACAUAAAUACUUACUGUAAAAUUUAGUUGCAUGAUGCUUUCAUGUCUGCAGUUUAACUAAAAUAUGUCAUUUAGUUUCCAACUUUUAUCCUGUAAAGCCUCUCAAGCUACAUACUGUCCACUUGUAUCAAUAAACCUUAUAUUAUAACUAAA
Myxocyprinus asiaticus (Chinese sucker) is the source of this 5451-nucleotide messenger RNA. RefSeq names its product NACHT, LRR and PYD domains-containing protein 12-like. The transcript is spliced from 12 exons. Lineage: Eukaryota; Metazoa; Chordata; Actinopteri; Cypriniformes; Catostomidae. The coding region runs from base 1050 to 4403 and encodes 1117 amino acids. The record is from RefSeq and is a predicted model, not a curated record. Gene Ontology annotation, molecular function: protein binding.